Bipolaris maydis ATCC 48331 is the source of this 1086-nucleotide messenger RNA. RefSeq names its product carbohydrate esterase. Lineage: Eukaryota; Fungi; Ascomycota; Dothideomycetes; Pleosporales; Pleosporaceae. Gene Ontology annotation, biological process: carbohydrate metabolic process. The record is from RefSeq and is a predicted model, not a curated record. Gene Ontology annotation, molecular function: chitin deacetylase activity. Gene Ontology annotation, cellular component: membrane.
AAUCCCAACAUCCUUAGCCAUGUCGGCUUUCGCCUGUGAACCCACACAGGAGGUUUCUCAUUGAAAUUGUCAAUUAUGUCCUGUCUCGAUCCGGAAAUUCAACCGCGAAACGGCAUAUCAUGCCCCGAUUCCCCUUGCGCAUCUUCCGCCUCCCCUACACCCGCGCCGCACGCCGGCGACGCAUGUACACGAUGCUUACCGCUAUUUGCGUGGUAAUUACAUUCAUACUGCCAUUCUACGUCAUUUACAAGCCUCCAAACCUUCUGAUCCGCUAUUUCCAACAAAAGUGGCCAGAUGUGCUAUGGCACGUGCCUGCUUCUACUCUGCGACGAAAUGGGGAAGAGAUGGAUAAAGUCGUUGCCUUGACGAUCGACGAUGCUCCUUCAGAAUUUACGUUGGAUAUUCUCAAGGCAUUAGGAGAGAAUGAAGCAAAAGCAACAUUGUUCGUCAUCGGAGGCCAAGUUGGUGGCCGAGAGACCAUUCUCCAACACGCAGCAAAAGCAGGAAUGGAAUUGGGAAAUCACGCCAUGCAUGACGAGCCAUCUCGUUCCUUGACGCAAGCAGUUCUUGAGUCAGAAGUUCGACAAGUAGAAGGAUUUAUCAAUGGGACCUAUGAUGCUGUCAAUCUGCCGCAUCCACCACGAUAUUUCCGACCUGGAUCAGGCUUCUUCAGCACAAGGAUGCGCAGACAGAUUAAAGAAAUGGGCUAUCAGAUGGUUCUGGGUAGUGUCUAUCCUCAUGAUCCGCAAAUUGCUUACCCGAGUGUGAACGCACAGCAUGUACUGAGCAUGGUGCGGCCUGGGAGUAUCAUCAUAUGUCACGAUCGGCGAGAAUGGACGGUCGUGAUGCUGAGAAAAGUGCUCCCAGAGCUAAAGAGAAGGGGCUAUAGAAUUACGACAAUCUCUGGGCUGCUCGAGGCAGCAGGGAGAAACAAGGCGACUUGAUGCAUUCAACAGGAUGUUGCAGAAAUGGAAGAUUAGUGUUGGACAUAGCGGUUUACGUGUUCGAUGUGAACACCUCAAGAACGACUAAAGAUGAUGAGAUUUAUAGCUAUGUAUCUCUUAGGGAAGAGUUCUCGUGCUCAAA